UCAAACCCCAAAACCCUUAUUCGAUUUCCACUUUUUACUGGGACUGAAGCAAAAUUUAAAGCAAAAAUGGCAAUCGGUGCGGUCUCCGCCGCCACUAGAUCAAUUUUCCGGUCGUCUGCUGUUCGUAACGCCGCCUCCAGGGUGGCAUCUGAGGCCAAAGCUGCCCGGUCCCCUUUCCGAACCGCGUCUAAAAGUCCCCUUGCUCCACGCAUCUUCAGGUGUCCAGCUGAGUUGAGCGCUUGCGUAGAGUCGUUGCAACCUUAUCACACCGCCACUGCUUCGGCUUUGAUGACUUCGAUGCUUACCGUUGCUCCCCGCAGCUUUGGUUGGCUUUCCGAAGGUAUCUUACUCUACAUUUCUAUGUAUGAAGUGCUAUUUUCAAAUGCUGAAUCGUUGCUGAUUUGAGUGCAAGCGGAAUUGAUUUAGUCUUUGUAUACUCUGUAUGAUUUGAAUAAGGUUGGAUUAUUGUGGUUGUAUUAGGGUUGAAUUUGUCUUAAAAUAGUUAAACCUGUGUGUCAUUUAUGAAACAAGGACGUUUUGCUAGAAACGAGAGUGCAGGUGUAGAAGGUUUGCUUCAGUAUGCUGAUGAAAAUUUUGGAAUUGCAAGUUCUUUAGUUUAUAAUUUAAACCCAUUGGAGGGGACUAGGUUCAGUUGCCACGGUUUGAUUUCAUAACAUUUUUAAAGCUAAUUUUGAUUGUUUAACCUUCUCAAAUUCCAAUUUUCACCUCUAGUCUGAAGUGUAGUCUUUAUUACUGGGUAUUUUACCUUUCCAAGUGUUUUAAGUUUUCAUGUCCCUCUAUCCAAAUCUCUAUUCUAACUCACAGUAGAUUAAAAACUUUGGUGUUCCCCCACAAGGAAAAAAAAUUUCAUCCUUUUGAAUCUUGCUAUAUUAGAAUUUCAUCCGUCUUGUAGCAUAUUUUAGUCAAUUUACUAUGGUUCAUUUUGUAUACCAACUAUUCUUUUGCCUUUCCCUCUGCCAAAAAAAAAA
This is a messenger RNA of Ipomoea nil (Japanese morning glory), 989 nucleotides long. RefSeq names its product protein NUCLEAR FUSION DEFECTIVE 6, chloroplastic/mitochondrial-like. Gene Ontology annotation, cellular component: mitochondrion. NCBI's taxonomy places the organism in Eukaryota, Viridiplantae, Streptophyta, Magnoliopsida, Solanales, Convolvulaceae. The record is from RefSeq and is a predicted model, not a curated record. The coding region runs from base 67 to 405 and encodes 112 amino acids. The transcript is spliced from 3 exons.